AUGUCCUCGGUGCCUACAUUCGCCGGCCUGUCCGGUCGAAAGUUGAUGUGGUCGGUGACCUCAUGUGCAACCUUGGGCUUCUUACUCUUUGGUUAUGAUCAGGGUGUUAUGAGUAGCAUCAUUGAUGCUGACCCGUUUAAUGAUGUCUUCACCGCUACGAGAGACAACUCGACCAUGCAGGGUGUGGUGACUGCAAUCUAUGAGCUUGGCUGCCUUGGCGGUGCACUCUUUAUCCUUGGCUGCGGUGACUGGCUCGGCCGCAGAUAUUCUAUCAUGCUGGGAGCUUCCAUCAUGAUCAUCGGAGUCAUUCUCCAGAUCACGUCUUUCUCGGGACAUGUUCCGCUGGCCCAAUUCUGUAUCGGACGCGUGGUUACUGGCAUUGGGAACGGUAUGAACACGUCCACGAUUCCUACUUACCAGGCCGAAUGCUCGAGAACCUCCAACCGCGGUCUGCUCAUCUGCAUUGAGGGUAGUACUGUCGCAAUCGGAACCCUGAUCUCCUACUGGAUCGAUUUUGGUGCCUCCUACGGGCCCCCAGAUCUCACCUGGAGAUUCCCUAUUGCCUUCCAAAUCUUCUUCGGUCUUCUUAUCAUCAUCGGCCUCCUUUUCCUGCCCGAAUCCCCUCGUUGGCUAUUCACCCAGGAACGCUAUGAAGAAGGCGAGCGAGUCAUUGCCGCGUUGCAGGGCAAGGAGAUUAGCCACCAUGAUGUUCAAUUGCAAAAGACCAUCAUUCUGGAUUCUCUGCGAGCUUCUGGCAUGGCCACCAAAUCCACCCCCAUGUCGGCCGUUUUCACCGGUGGCAAGACCCAGCACUGUCGCCGCAUGUUACUGGGCUGCUCGUCGCAAUUCUUUCAGCAGAUCGGUGGAUGCAACGCCGUCAUCUACUACCUUCCGGUGCUCUUCCAACAAUCGCUUAAUCAAACCGAGUUCAUGGCCAUGGUCCUCGGAGGUGUCAAUAUGAUUGUGUACUCCAUCUUCGCCUGCAUGUCGUGGCUUCUAAUCCAAAAGGUCAGCCGUCGCAAGCUCUUCCUUGCCGGCUCGUUUGGUCAAAGCGCAUCUAUGAUCAUAACCUUCGCCUGCUUGAUUCCGGGCGAUGCGCAAGCGGCUAAAGGUGCAGCCGUCGGGUUGUUUACCUUUAUCGCGACAUUCGGAGCGACCUGGCUUCCGCUUCCGUGGCUCUAUCCCGCCGAAAUCUCCCCGAUUAAAACGAGAGCCAAAGCCAACGCCAUUUCCACCUGCACGAACUGGCUCUUCAAUUUCCUCAUUGUGAUGGUUACGCCGAUCAUGAUCCGGAACAUCAAAUGGGGAACAUAUCUCUUCUUUGCGGUUAUCAAUGCCUUGUUCAUCCCGGUGAUAUACCUAUUCUAUCCGGAAACGUCCGGGAGGUCGCUCGAGGAGAUUGAUCUGAUCUUUGCGAAGGGGUAUCUGGAAAAUAUGAAUUAUGUGCGGGCUUCCAAGGAACUCCCGCAUCUGUCCGACGAGGAGGUGGAACAGGUGGCCGUCCAGUAUGGGUUCGGGCCGGCGGAACAGCCACCCAGUGGGGACAGCGAUAGCACCGAGCUUAGGGGGACGAAGACCGAGAUUGAUCCGGAGAAGAAUUGA
Molecule: messenger RNA, 1602 nt
Organism: Aspergillus sclerotioniger CBS 115572
Lineage: Eukaryota; Fungi; Ascomycota; Eurotiomycetes; Eurotiales; Aspergillaceae
Product: sugar porter family MFS transporter
Exons: 4
Coding region: 1-1602 (533 amino acids)
Biological process (GO): transmembrane transport; carbohydrate transport
Cellular component (GO): membrane
Molecular function (GO): carbohydrate:proton symporter activity
Source: RefSeq, a predicted model, not a curated record